Messenger RNA from Penicillium longicatenatum, 1401 nucleotides. RefSeq names its product translation initiation factor 4B. Gene Ontology annotation, molecular function: RNA binding. The record is from RefSeq and is a predicted model, not a curated record. Bases 1 to 1401 code for a protein of 466 amino acids. NCBI's taxonomy places the organism in Eukaryota, Fungi, Ascomycota, Eurotiomycetes, Eurotiales, Aspergillaceae. The transcript is spliced from 7 exons.
AUGGCGCCCGCGAAACAGAAGGGUCAGAAGAUGACCAUCAGCAACUUCUUGGCCGACGAGAGCCUUGGCUCUUGGGCUGAUGAGAUGGAGGACAUGCCCCUCCCAUGGCCCUCCGCAUCCUCUGGCUUCGGCAGCCGCCCCGCUGGUGGCAUGGGUUUUGGCGGCAACAGCUAUGGUGGUGGCAGUGGUUUCGAACGUGAGACCCGUGGAGGAUACGCCGUUCGCGAGCCGCUCGCUCUUCCCACCGAGCCCCCUUACACUGCCCACGUUGGCAACCUUUCAUUUGAAGCGACCGCCGAUGACAUCUCCGACCUUUUCGCCGGCUGCAGCGUGACCAACGUCCGCAUUGUCGAGGACAAGCUUACCAAGGCCCCCAAGGGCUUUGGAUACGUUGAGUUUGAGACCCUGGAUGGCCUCCAGAAGGCCUUGGAUCUGUCUGGCACCACCUUGCAGGGCCGUACUAUCCGCACUAGCGUUGCCGAGCCUCCCAAGGAAUCUCGUCCUGAAGGCCGUGACCUUGACUGGACCCGCCGUGGACCCCUUCCCGCUGCUCCUGAGCGCCGUAUCCCCGAGCGCUCCAGCUUUGGCCGCGGCAUGGAUGCCGCAUCUGAUGCCGGCAGCGAGCGCGGUGGCCGUCGUAACAACUUCGAGUCCGAUGGAAAGUUCCGUGGCCGCACCCACAGCAAUGAAGGACCUGGCUCCGCCUACCGGAGAAGCUCACCUGCAUGGGGUGAGGGUCAGGGUCGUUCCCAGGAUGAUGGCUCGCGCCCCCCUCGUCCCGAGCGGACCCCUACCGCUGCCGAUAUGGACAACCAGUGGCGCUCCAAGAUGCGCCCCGAUCAGCCAACCAAGGAAGCUGGCGCUCCCACAUCGCCCACUGUUCCUGCCGCUCGCCCUAAGCUGAACCUCGCCAAGCGUACCGUUCCUGACGCUGCCACUGCCGCCGCUUCCUCCACCGGUGACUCCAAGGCCAGCCCCUUCGGUGCGGCCCGCCCCAUUGACACUGCCGCUCGUGAGCGUGAGGUAGAGGAGAAGCGCCAGCAGGCUCUGCGCCAGAAGAGGGAAGCCGACGAGAAGGCUCGCGCCGAGAAGGCUGAGAAGCCCAAGCAAGCUAAGGAGAGCCGCGUUGCCGGCACUGAUUCCAACAAGGAUGAUGUGGACACCCCGAAGGGUGGGGCUAACUUUGAGAUCCUCCGGCGGGCCGGUGGGGAGGAGAGUGGUAUGAACGCUGAUGCGGACGCCGAGGAGAAAUCUGCUCCUGCUGCGGAGGCCGCUGAUGCCAAGCAGUCCACUGCCAAUGGCAACUGGAGGACUACUGAGCCCACUGACGAAAAUGACGGCUGGAGCACCGUCAGCACAAACAAGCGCAGCAACCGUCGUGGUGGUGGCCGUGGAUUCUGA